Geodia barretti is the source of this 912-nucleotide messenger RNA. The record is from the annotation of a GenBank genome assembly. Lineage: Eukaryota; Metazoa; Porifera; Demospongiae; Tetractinellida; Geodiidae.
AUGUUCCCGCAGACCCAUCACGUCGAAUGCGUGGCCACGUUGACGCUGAAACCGACCGCCGCGGAUGUCGUGUUGGCUUCCGCGUCACCGCGCCGACGCGAACUGCUGUCCGGUUUGGGCAUCAAAUUCCGGGUGGCGCCAUCCAAUAUCCCAGAGGAUCAGCUCCCGGACGAAUCUGCUACGGACAUGGUGCGCCGCCUGUCUCGCGAGAAAGCCCUCGCCUCCGCGGCUGCCGAAAACCCGGUCGCGGAAAACCCGGCUCCCGGUUACUACAUCGGAGCGGACAGUACCGUCGUGCUGAACGGCGAAUCCAUCGCCAAGCCGGCCGAUGCCGAGGAUGCCAGGGCCAUGCUGACCCGUUUGCGAGGCACGCAGCAUCAGGUAAUUACCGGAAUGACCAUCUUCGACGCCGCCACGGGCCGCUGCCUCACCGACUCCAUGUCGGCAGACGUGUUGAUGCGCGAGUUCACCGACGCCGAGAUGGAACACUCCAUCGCCAGCGGCACGCCAAUGGACAAGGCCGGCGCCUACGCCAUUCAGGAUGAUGACUUCCGGCCCGCCAACCUGCUGCACGGGUGCUAUUCAAACGUGAUGGGUUGGCCCGUGUGUCGCGUCGUGGAGAUGCUCGCCGACCUGGGUUACAACCUGCCGUCCGACACCGACGCUCCGUCCCCGACGGCUGCCUUAGCGAGUGCCCGUUUCGCGUACCGCAUGAACUUCCGCAUGACCCUCCGAAUCAGCCAUGAACGUAUUCGGCAUCGGCACGAUGGAAAUGGUGGUGAUCCUGCUGGUUGCGUUCAUCGCCCUGGGGCCGGGCAAAACUAUGGACGCCGCCCGUACGAUCGGCAAGGUGGUGCGGGAAGCCCGGCGCACGUUCACCGACGUGAUGGACGCUGCAUCCGUCACGGAUGA